AUGUCAGCAGCUAAUUCUACUUUGAAAAUGGACACAUCCAUGAACGAACAAUCUUCCAACACUAAUGAGAUCUAUCAAGAUGUUGAUGAAUACAAUGAAGAUGAAGAAUCAUCGAUAGAUUCAACUCCAGUUUCACCUCCGCCACCUGCUCGCAAACAGUCAUGGAGGGAAAUCUUCAUGUUGUCAUUUUCUUCAUUAGGUGCAAUAUAUGGUGACUUGGGCACGUCUCCGUUAUACACCAUGAACUCGAUCAAGUAUUCUCAAUCACCACCAAAUAAGGAUGAUGUAUAUGGUGGUGUGUCAAUCAUCUUUUAUGUAUUCACUAUAAUUGUCAUUUUCAAAUAUGUUUGUAUUGUGUUGGUAUUUGGUCCCAAUAAUGGCGAAGGUGGUCAAGUGGCAAUAUAUGCUAAAAUUGCCCGGUUUUUGAAAAUCGGGCCCAAGGGAGUUGUUAUACCAGGAAAGACCGAGGGUGGGGAGUUGGAUGAUCUGGAUUUAAAAGUGCUUGCAAGACAAGACACGUCGAUGUCAACUGAUACAUUACAUUCAAGAAUUGAGCAGAUCAAGCAACAUCCAGUAUUGAUUAAAAUUUUGAAAUUGUUCAUUCUUGGUGCUUGUUUCUUUGGUUGUUCUUUGGUUAUGUCGGAUGGUUUAUUAACUCCAACAACUUCAGUACUAAGUGCCAUCGGUGGUAUUCAAAUCGCUGUGCCUAGUUUCAACAGUGUCCUUGCAGUUUCCGAAGUCAUUUUGGUUGUCCUAUUUCUUAUUCAACAAUUUGGUUCAACAAAGAUCAGCUUCACAUUUGCACCAAUUAUUUGUAUUUGGAUGUUUGGGCUAAUCAUUUGUGGUAUUUACAAUAUUGUUGUUCACCAUCCAGGUAUAUUUGCUGCUUUAUCUCCUUACUACGCCAUCAAGAUAUUACGCAAUGGUGGGAUUGAUGUCUUUGGGGGUGCAAUGUUGGCCAUAACUGGUACUGAAGCCAUGUUUGCUGAUAUUGGCCAUUUUGGUAAGUUACCAAUUCAAUUGACAUUGAGUUUCUUUGUUUAUCCUGCAUUGAUCUUGUGUUACCUAGGACAAGGAGCUUAUUUGGUAAAACAUCCUGAUGCCGUUGUCAAUCCGUUCUUCAUUUCAUUGCCUGGUGGUACUGGAUCUGCUCCUUAUUGGAUCAUGUUUGUGCUUUCCACAUUAAGCAGUAUUAUUGCAUCACAAGCAUUGAUACUUUCAGUGUUUAGCAUCACUUCCCAAUUGAUCAACCUCGAUUGUUUUCCAAAGCUAAGGGUAGUCCAUGUAUCACAUCAAUAUGCUGGUAAAGUAUAUAUCCCCACUGUUAAUUGGAUGUUGAUGAUUGGUGUUGUAUGUACAGCUGCAGGUUUCAAAAAUAGCAACAAUGUCACUGCAGCCUAUGGAUUGGGUAUUUCGCUCGAUUUGAUUGUUACUUCAUCAUUGAUUGUCAUUUGCUUGUUUUAUGUUUACAACACCAACAUCUUUUGGCCCGUUGCAUUUGCCUUCGUAUUCAUCCCAUUGGAAGCUUGUUUAGUCAUUGCCAAUUUGAAGAAAGUACCCCAUGGAGCUUGGUUCCCGUUAAUGAUGGCAGUAUUAUUUAGUACAUUCCUCACGAUCUGGAGAUGGGCGAGAUCAAGAAAAGUUGAUCAAGAGAUCCAUCAACAAGUUAAAAUUGCCGACUUGUAUCCAUUUUUCCAAGCAAAAUCAGUGACAGUUGACCUUAGCGGUGACUUAGAUUUAAGCACCAGAGGUAGAUCAAGGGAAAGAGUGACUGUUAUUCCUCAGCCAGCUAGGAACCAAGUAAUAACCAAAUACGGAACCCAAGUAUUGCAAAAACACCUCGGUGUUGGAUUCAUGUAUGUUAACUCAUUGCUCACCAAUAGUCCAAACACUUUGCCUCAAUUAUACGCCAAAAUUAUUCAAAAUUUCGCAUCAAUACCCAAUAACUUGGUAUUUGUUGGAGUAAGAGUACUUUCCAUUCCUUAUGUGGUUGAUCACCAAAGAUUCGUUUUAGCACCAAUGAAAUUACCAGGUCACCAUAAAUGUAUUGUUCGAUUUGGAUUCAUGGAGGAGAUUCAAAUGAGUCAGGAAUUGAUCAAAUCUAUUAUGCAGCUGAUGCCCAUACCAGAAGUCGUUAUUGAUGAGUUACCAGUGAUUCAUUUCUUUGAAAACAAUGUAAUUCAAUGUCGUGAGUUUGAGCGUGAUGACCGAUGGGUAGUAAAUGUAGUGUUGAAGUUGAGACACGCGGUUAGGAAAUUAGUCGUGAAUUACCUUUUCAAUCCAUUGAUUCAAUUGACUCAUGAGUAUGAUAAUGGGGAUGAAGAGAUGGAACGAAUCUUGAUUGGUGGCCUAGCUAGAAUAUAG
Messenger RNA from Lodderomyces orthopsilosis Co 90-125, 2364 nucleotides. It is a transcript of the gene HAK1, whose product is annotated as Hak1p. Gene Ontology annotation, biological process: potassium ion transmembrane transport. The record is from RefSeq and is a predicted model, not a curated record. Gene Ontology annotation, cellular component: membrane. The coding region runs from base 1 to 2364 and encodes 787 amino acids. The transcript has a single exon. Lineage: Eukaryota; Fungi; Ascomycota; Pichiomycetes; Serinales; Debaryomycetaceae. Gene Ontology annotation, molecular function: potassium ion transmembrane transporter activity.